Messenger RNA from Sorex fumeus (smoky shrew), 2858 nucleotides. It is a transcript of the gene ARMH4, whose product is annotated as armadillo like helical domain containing 4. Bases 63 to 2555 code for a protein of 830 amino acids. The record is from RefSeq and is a predicted model, not a curated record. Lineage: Eukaryota; Metazoa; Chordata; Mammalia; Eulipotyphla; Soricidae. The transcript has 8 exons.
CCGGCGGGGUGGGGGCGGUCACAUCUUCCCGCCGCCCAAUCCCUGGCCGUGGCCGUGGCCUCAUGAAUAAGCAACAAAGCGAAGCGCCCUCCCCCUGGCGUCCCAGACGGUGGGGGGAGCCGCGGCCGCUGCAGGGGCCACCGCGGGGAUGCCGAGCGCGGGCGCCGCCGCACUCUGCGCGCUGCUGGGCUGAAGGCGCACAGGGCUUCAUCUCUGGAAUUGUCACCAUUGCCAAUUUGUGUGUGCAUUGCUCUUCCACUAUGAACAGACCUGCUUGGUUGCACAUUUGUCUGGCUUUCUGUAGCCUUCUCCUUCUCAACAUAGCCACACCAUGUCUGGCUUUCCCCAAGAUAGCACAAAGGGAUCUAGCACAUGGUCAUGCAGAAAAAAGACAGUCAGAGAGCAUGAUCACAGAUGAACCUGAAAAUAGCUCUGUUACAUCACAGGACUCUCCCCAAUUAGUGGUCACUGAAGAUCUAGAGAAAGUAUUAGCAGAACCAUCAGCAGCAUCAUUGCAUAAAGCCCUGCCUGUUGGAGCUGGGCUUAUGCAGCCAACUAACCCCAGUGUUAACCCUGCUACUGAACCGGUGAUCCCAGUCGAAGUGUUUGCUUCCAGCCAUCCAUUAAGAACAUCUCCUGAGAACAGAUUUUCCAAAGCCUUGUUAUCUAGCCCGACCACUGCAACUGCUUCUCUGAAUAUUGACAAGAAGGAGGUACCCUUCAGUUCUACCAGCAUUCAACCUCUUGUCAAAGGGACCACAGAAGCAACUCAAGGAUUUCUGAACUCUGUGCAUUAUCAGACGUUUGCAACCGAAAGUCAGGAAGAAAUUAGUCUAGGACAUUCACCUGCAUCUUACAUGAUUACUAAGGAAAUGCUAACUACGAAGCUGCAGACUCAGAAACCUGAAGCAGACACAGAAUCCAGGACAUCUUUUCCCAGUGCUGAACCCAUGACAGGUGCUGAGCCUGGGAGCCUCAUGCCAGAUUUGGAGGAACCUUUGCAGAUGACAGCUGAUGAUACCCAGUCUCCUGCCCCCAAGUUCCGACUUGCAACCUCUGAGUAUACCCUGAGUGCUGAACUCGAAACUGACAGCCUGCUGGGAGCCUUGAAAGUCACUGUGAGUGUCAGCACAGCUGUUCCAGCUGCCUCUGUCAUAAGUGAUGAGUGGGAUGACACCAAAUUAGAGCCUGCAAGCCAGAUAAAGACCCCAAAGCUGGGAGACAAUGCAGAGACUCAGGGGGAAAUGGAAGCUUCUCAGACAGCACAACAGACUGACAAUGGCAUGGAAAGGGAUGACCCUCUAACAGAGGUAGCAGAGGUGUCUGUGGGGCAGCCUGAAGGGGAAACACAAACAGGGCUAGCCCUGCUGAUGGUGCAGGGGAAGGAGGGGUCCCCUACCUUCACUCACCAAAGCUCCUUCACGCCUACAAGUUUUAUGGAAGAUUUGAAAGUUUCUGCUGUAAACUCCUUCCAAAAUACUGGAGACAUCACAGACUCCACCAAGGAAAACAAUUCCAUGGUUUUCUUGGAGACCACUGUGUCCAUUUCAGACUAUACAUCUGAGACAUAUCAACCACUGAGAAGUGCAUUUCAGGAUACCAUCACUCAAGAGAUGACAACAGCUGUUCAAGUAGAAGAAGCUACCUUAUCAUCAGUGACAGAAGAGCAGCAGGUUUCUACCCAGGAGACUGCAGGAGAAAAUGGUGAGACAGAGGAGGGCAAGAAGUCCCUCUGGCUCACGUCUGCUGUUCCUGGGGGUACCCAGCUGUCCAGCGAAGGGGAGCAUCUCACCAUGACAGUCUCACCGACAACCGUCUCUCCAUCUUUCCAUGUUACUCCUGCUGCAGAAGAUGUAACAGACACAGUCACCAGACCAAGUGAGGAAUUCUUCACACCAGUUCUGGACUUUCCAGGGACACCCCCUGGGAUAACAGAGGAGCCACCCAGCAUUUUCCCAGCACUUCUUGAUUCUGAGGCCUCUUUUGAGACAAGAACCAUCCUUCCAUCCAUCCACCAUGUGAAUACAGCUGCCUCCUAUAGCCUGGACCAGCUCGAAUCUGAAGAAGGAGAAGAUGAGGAUGAAGAGGAUGAGGAGGAGGAGGAUGAAGAUGAGGAAGAUGAGGAGGACGAUGAGGAAGAUAAAGAUGCAGACUCACUGGAUGAGGGCCUGGACAGUGAUGGGGAGUUUCCUGGAUUUACACUACCCGGUCUUACCUCUCAGGAACCAAGCCUCGAGCAGAGACAUGCCAACCCAGUGGAGGGAGUCACUUACCAGAUGCCGGACAGCCUCCAGUGGGAGCAGCAGAAUCAGGGACUGGUGAGAAGUUGGAUGGAAAAACUAAAAGACAAGGCUGGGUACAUGUCUGGGAUGCUGGUGCCUGUAGGGGUUGGGAUAGCAGGAGCCUUGUUUAUCUUGGGAGCGCUCUACAGCAUUAAAGUUAUGAAUCGCCGAAGGAGGAAUGGCUUCAAAAGGCAUAAAAGAAAGCAGCGAGAAUUCAACAGCAUGCAAGAUCGAGUGAUGCUCUUAGCUGACAGCUCUGAAGAUGAAUUUUGAAAUGGACUGCAGUUUAAUUGGGAUAUACAAUGACAACAUUUUAUUUUUUAUUUGGGGGCAAAAAGGAAAAAAGAUCAACAUCCUACCACAUUGCUACUAUCAGUCCCAUUAUCUGCUGGAUAGUCAAUUUUUCUUAUACUGAGCAGAAAAGGCAUGCUGUAUACUAAAUGUAGUACACAGUGUUUGUUUUUAUUCUGUAGUGAAUUUUCCACAAUCACGGGCUACAGCUCAUAAGUAUGCAGCAUAUGUAUUAUUCAGUAGGACCUGCUAGAUUCAGUAGAUUAAAUAUUUUGUAUUUUUCCA